Messenger RNA from Xiphophorus hellerii (green swordtail), 7392 nucleotides. RefSeq names its product cadherin-6-like. The transcript is spliced from 12 exons. Gene Ontology annotation, molecular function: calcium ion binding; cadherin binding; beta-catenin binding. NCBI's taxonomy places the organism in Eukaryota, Metazoa, Chordata, Actinopteri, Cyprinodontiformes, Poeciliidae. Gene Ontology annotation, cellular component: plasma membrane; adherens junction; catenin complex. Gene Ontology annotation, biological process: homophilic cell-cell adhesion; cell-cell adhesion mediated by cadherin; synaptic membrane adhesion. The record is from RefSeq and is a predicted model, not a curated record. Bases 370 to 2754 code for a protein of 794 amino acids.
AUGGGAGGGUAGAGUCCCCUCAGCCUCUCUGACAUCCACACAGCGAGAAGUGAUGCAGCGCCGCUGAGACGCGCAGUCGGGGCGGAACAACGGGCAACAAAAGCCGCAGCGAGCGGAUACUCCGCGAUCCGGCGUGCGGGGUUUUCUCUUUUGCGGUUUUUCUUUUUCUUACUAUUUUGUGCGUCGUGGGAAAAUCUCUCUCCGCUGGAAUAAACUUCAAGAAUCAGGCGCUGACUGACUGCCGCCCAACGUGAGUCCUGCCUCAUCCUGCCUCAGCAGAUCACAGCAUGAGAGGCGAGCUGAUCCUCUGACCAGGAAGUGGUGGAUGCGAACCAGUGGGGCGGUUUGAGGCUUGCUGCUGCUGUGGUUAUGGAUCGGAGGAGACUCUGCGCUCUUAUGAUGCUGUGGGCCGUGGUCCAGCUCAGCUGUCCGGGCUGCAGCCUCAGGGCGCUGCGAAGGACUACAGGGGGGCGGAGAGGGCUGACGGGUCAGGACGCCAACGGAGUCCCGCUCCGGCGCUCCAAACGGGGCUGGAUGUGGAACCAGUUCUUUCUGCUGGAGGAGUAUACUGGGACAGACAUGCAGUACGUGGGAAAGCUCCACUCGGACGGCGACAGAGGAGACGGCAGCGUGCGUUACGUCCUCACCGGCGAGGGCGCCGGGACGCUGUUCAAGAUCGACGAGAAGUCCGGCGACAUCCACGCCACCAAGAGGCUGGACCGCGAGGAGAAGGCCUACUACAUCCUGCACGCCAAGGCCGUCAACCGGCUGACCAACGAGGCGCUGGAGGGCGAGUCCGAGUUCAUCAUCAAGAUCCACGACAUCAACGACAACGAGCCGCGCUUCACCAAGGACCCGUACAUCGCCCAGGUGGCCGAGAUGUCCGACGUCGGCACCUCGGUGAUCCAGGUGACGGCCACGGACGCAGACGACGCCACCUACGGGAACAGCGCCAAGGUCGUGUACAGCAUCUUGGAGGGCCAGCCGUACUUCUCCGUGGAUCCGGAAACAGGUCUGAUCAAGACGGCGCUGCCCGGCAUGGACCGGGAGAUGAAGCAGGACUACCAGGUAGUGAUCCAGGCCAAAGACAUGGCGGGCCAGAUGGGCGGGCUCUCAGGAACCACCACGGUCAGCAUCACCCUGUCGGACGUGAACGACAACCCGCCGCGCUUCUCCAAGAGCCUGUAUGAGUUCAGGGUGCCUGAGUCCAAAGAGUUGGGCUCCACGGUGGGAGUCAUCCACGCCAUAGACGCCGACAUCGGCCAGAACGCCGAGAUGAACUACAAGAUCAUCGGGAGCGACGGGCCGGGCGUGUUCGACGUCUUCGCCAACAGGAGCACGCAGGAAGGCGUCAUCGUGAUCAAAAAGCCUCUGGAUUACGAGAAGAAGCGUCAGUACAGCCUCCGCAUCCAGGUGAAAAACGUCGACAUCAACCCGCUCUUGUACUCCAUGGGGCCCUUCCAGGACGAGGCCAGCGUCAAGGUCGUGGUGGAGGACGUGGACGAGCCGCCCGUCUUCGAGCGCCCCAGCUACAUCAUGGAGGUGAGGGAGGACGCGGCGAGGAACGCCAUCAUCGGGUCGGUCAGCGCGUCGGAUCCGGACGACAAACACAGCCUGGUCAGGUACACCAUCGACCGGCGGACAGACAUGGACCGAGUGUUCAACGUCCAUGCAGGAAACGGCUCUGUGUUCAUCCUCCGGGAGCUGGACAGAGAGGAGAACGCCUGGCACAACAUCUCCGUCAUCGCCACAGAGUUCAACAACCCGCGACAGAUAAGCCGUGUGCCUGUAUACAUCAGAGUGCUGGACGUCAACGACAACGCUCCAACAUUUGCCACCAAUUACGAGACGUUUGUGUGUGAGAACGCCAAGGCUAAUCAGAGGAUACAAAUCGUGAGCGCGACGGAUCCAGACGAGCCGCUCGGAGGACAUCGCUUCAUCUUCAGUCUGGCUCCGGAGGCCGUCGGAAAGGCCAACUUCUCCGUACGCGACAACAAAGACAACACGGCCUGGAUCCUGACCAGGAGGAACAGCUACAACAGCCUCCAGAAGAGCGUGUACCACGUCCCGGUGGUGAUCACGGACGGGGAGUUCCCGGUGCAGAGCAGCACCAACACCCUCACCAUCAGGGUGUGCACCUGCGACCGCGAGGGCAACAUGAAGCUGUGCAACCCGGAGGCGCUGACGGCGAGGGCUGGGCUCAGCACCGGCGCCCUGGUGGCCAUCUUGCUCUGCGUCGUCAUCCUGCUCAUGAUCGUGGUUCUGUUCGCCGCCCUGAGGCGCCAGAGGAAGAAGGAGCCUCUGAUCAUCUCCAAGGAGGACGUCAGGGACAACGUCGUCAGCUACAACGACGAGGGCGGAGGAGAGGAGGACACGCAGGCCUUUGAUAUUGGCACGCUGCGCAACCCGGAGGCCAUCGAGGAGAACAAGCAGCGGCGGGACAUCAUCCCCGAGACCUUCUACCCACCGGUCCGACGGCCUGUGGUGCCGCCGCCGCCCAGCCGGGACAAUAACGGCGACGUGAGGGACUUCAUCAACCAGCGCCUGCAGGACAACGACAGCGACCCCACGGCGCCGCCGUACGACUCGCUGGCCACCUACGCCUACGAGGGCAACGGCUCGGUGGUGGAGUCGCUCAGCUCGCUGGAGUCGGUGACCACUGAGGGCGACCAGGACUACAACUACCUGAGCGAGUGGGGGCCGCGCUUCAAGAAGCUGGCGGACAUGUACGGCGGCGACGACAGCGACUCCUAACAAGAACCCGACGCACGGACGGAAGCGUGACGUGAAAUCUGGACUUUCAGGCGGUUUGGGCCUGUGGAGGCGCGGCCGGCGUGAACGUCGGGUUCCUGCGCAGUCCAGCCGUCCCUCCGGUGACCAGACGUAGGCUUUGUGUGUCCAGUCAGUGUUAGUUGCGUUUUUGCAGGGACGCAGUGAAGACUUUUUCUUUUUUCUGUGUGUGUGUAUACAAGGUCCAAACGAGGCCCGAAUAUAUCAACAGAUUUUAUUUAGUUGUUUUUUACAUUUUUUUCCCGAAGCUGCCUGAGACUUCCGGACUCUACAAGCAGCUUGGUGACCAACGGAUAUGCCGACGUAUUUUUCAGUGUUUCUGGGACUAAAACAUGCUGCAUAUUGUGAGUUCUAUCUUAGCUUGUGUACGUACGGUAAUAUGACACAAUCCGCUGUACAGUUUCCUUUUCUAGGGAUUUUUAUCUCUCUCCCCACUUCUUCAGUCUGAGCUUAAUUCACCAGGCAGUAGCUGCGUUUCUAUUCACCGUAAAAAUUGUGCAAAUUGUGACUAUGAAAAUAAAUUUGCCACUUUCUAAAAGAACUAAAAGAGAUGGUUUUCAGUUGCUAUGCAGAAUUGGUCAGAACUCCGACCACUAGAUGGCAGUGAAGUGCUUCUAACACGAUCGAUGGUUUGCGUACAAUAACAGGCAUUGAUUAAAUAAAUGGCUUUGUUGUAAAUUUACAAGUUGUUAAAUGAUUGAGAUUGUUUUUAAAUAUUUUAACUAAUUUAUCUCAAAUAUCAUUCUUCAUUAGCUGCGUUUUAAUUAAAUGUAAAAUUGUGCAAAUUGGAAUUAAGAAAAUAAAUUUGCUUGAUGGCUGAUAUGGUUUUUCAGCUGUAUCAAAAUUUAUGUAUUUGACGAAACUGCAAUAGAAACACUUUUUUCGCAUCCAAUGAUUCAUGUGAUCAACAACCGGAUGUUGUUGAUGUUUCUCCACUGGCGGAAACGGCAAAGAAGACAACAGGAAGUAGAUGGAGAUUAAUGGCGCCGCAUGGUUUUAACGCGUUUCUUUUUUAAUGGAAACACAGCAAUUGCGAAAUAAAUCAACUAUUCUUUGCGCACAUUUGUAAUGGAAACGCAGCUGCUGUCUGCUAUACACCAAGAUAAAGUUAAAUGUAAACAGUUUUGAGGUUUUCGUUGUGAGGUGAUGGAUUAUUUCCUCCCAGUAGAGGAAUGUUUAAGAACUACCUACACAGAUUAUUUUAGUUUUAAUCUGAUCCAAUAAGGAAAAUACUGGUCUUGCUAAAACUUCUUGCUGACUUUACCAGAAAUGGAAGAAGUUCUGAGUCACUUCCCUUUUUAUCUAGGUAGAAAGUUUUGGUUAUACACAUCUAAUUGACUGCUUGCGAAGAAACAGUAGAAAGAGUUACAGCACUAUCAACCACUAUUUUCCACCAUCCUGAUUUGUAAAAAUUCAUAUCCAGGCAUUUUCUAUAAUUUUAUCCUUCCACUAAACUUUCUGUUAACAUGCCAAUGUUUUGUGGCCGUUAUGAAAAUUUUAAUAUUACAAGUGGUGUAUGCAGAUUGAGCUUUUAAAAAUGAAUGAAAAUAGAUUUUAGCUUUUUAGAUUAGAUUUUGUUUUUCCCAGGAAUAAAGUCUCAUCGGCCUCCAGAACGUCCGAAUCAAGUGCUGGUAUUGACAUUUUGGACUAAGAAGCAGCAGUUGUGCAACAGAAAUGUGCCAAAAAGCAAAGAGGACCAGUAUUUUCCUUCCUCGCGCCUCAUUACAUGCGCUGUACCUCGCUGUGGAGCCAGAGCAAACGCUCGGCUUUACCCAGCUGAUUUCCUGCGGGACCUCCAGCCUCCUCCAUAAAGAUGCUUAUCGAAGGGGCACCUGACCUUUGAGCGGCGCAGAAUUAGGCUUUUAAACCCAGAAGAUUGUCCUCAGCUCGGAGAGAAGGUCAGCACAUCGACGAGGACACACGAGAGGUUCGCUUUAAAUGUGAUUUGGAAAACAAAGGCGAGCGAUCCUUAAGCUGCAGUAUUAACAGAAUUAGUCAAAGACCUUCUGAAGAUGAGUAAACAGCUCUGAGUUCAGCCCAGUGUCUCUUUCUGAGAGGGGAGAAACUACAACAUGCUCUGCCCUCGCUGGAACAAAAGGCCAACCUGUGAAGAGGCUGACAUUUGUUAGACAUUUGGAACAGAAAUAACACAAUGGCAUAAUUGCCAAAGAGCUACUUUCUUCUCUCCGUCUGUAAUGGUGACGGCUAUUAAACAUGCUGGCUGAUUAUAGAGGCUGGAAAACUCUGAGAGGUUACUAUAAAAUGUUGUUUUGUUUAUUAACUUCAGUUUUCAGACUGAAGCAAUGUUGCUAUGAUAAGAAUUUAAUCAUCAGCACAGGAUAAAGUCAAAACAGAGGCAGUAUAACUGGAGCAGGAGGAUUCAUCACAUAAAUCUGGCUAAUUGCUAACCUUGAUAACCUAGCAACCAGUGGUUACCAAUGACAAGGUGACAACUUCCCACUUGAGUUAGAACCUAAAAGAAAUCAUCUAAAACAUGCAGCAAACUGAAAUAAAGCAGUGGAAUACACCAAGCCAACAGCUAGCUAGACCAAUAAUGGUAUCAUACUUUUAUUUUUAGCACAAGUUUUAAAUCUGAUCACAAAAUUCUUUAAUAAAUAUAAAAGAUUUUCAGGUCCAACUUUGAAAACCAGUCUAACAGCUAGCUGUCCAGUUUUAUGCCUGACUAAUUUAACCACUAUAACAGAAAUGAAAACAGUAUGUUUUAUUUUUUUAAACCCAAGUUCUAAAAUUUUUAUUUAAAAAUCAUUCAAGCUGAUUUACCAAACUCUGAAUAAACCAAUAAAGAUUUACGUUUCUUCAGCUAGAACAAGAGAAGAGAUUAUUGUGUUGCUAACUAUGCUAGCUAUUAGCAUAUGCUAGCUAUUAGCAUAGUUAGCAACACAAUAAUUCUCAUCCUCAGUAAAGAGAUCCAGUUAGCUUACAUUCAGAAGAAAGCUGUGUGGUUUAUUCUCCUCCUAAAAUCUAAAUGGUUGCUUCUGUCCGAUUAUUCGACCAGCAUGUUCAGAUUAAGAACCCACAGAGUUACACACAUCUUUGCUAGACUCAAGCUAACAAUGCUAACAAUUAGCAUCUGUAGCACUGCAAAGCCAAUGUUGCAGAUUACAUUUCAUUUAUUAAUGCAAAUGAUUAAGAUUCAAUAUACAGAAGUUGACAAGGAUUUUAACAUUUGGCUAGUAGCAUUUUGAAGCUAUCCAAAUUAGCUGCUUACAUUUCUCACAGAUAAGCUACAGUAUGCUAAUUCCUGCUGCCUUGAGUUUAGUCAGGUAAACAAAAAUAAAAAUAAAUAGAACUGAGUUACUACUAGUUAUUUUUAUAUUUAACAUAUAAAAGUAGAAAGUUACAUUCCCAUCCAAGGUUGGUAACCAUCCACUUCUUUGGCUACUAGCAUUUCAAAUAUUAGCUGCUUUAAAGAAGAAAAUGUUAUUGUACGACCACAUCCCACUGUCUACAUGUAUUUAUGCUAUGAUCAAGUAAACUUCCUAGUAGAUUGAUCAUUAGCAUGGGGGCACUAAUAAAUAUGCAAAUCUCUUGCUGGAGAUUGAUUACAGUAAUAACAGUUAGCAUCAUUAGCAUUAAAAUUCAGAAUUUAGUUUUAACCAACAUAUGCCUGAUAAUUAUUAGCAUUACUAACUCAUAAAAGUAGACAAAUAACAUUUUAAUAGUUCUAAACUAGCCAAUCCUCCACUUUGGUUACUAGCAUUUUGAUGCUAAUUAAGCUACACACUUACAUAGCACAAAAAAUCUACAGUUUGCUACCUGUUCCUACUACCUGGCUGUUGGACAAUCCAACUAGUUCAUCAUUAGCAUAGCAAGGCAGCUGAAUAUAGCGAAAACCUAACAUGACUCAAGAAUCACUGCAUUAGCUUCACAAUGCUAGUGCUACUAGCUGUAAUAAACUUCUUUAUGCUAAUGAUUAGAAUUGCAAAGCAGCUAAACUAAUAAACUUUGAUUUCAUUGUAAAGUAACUAUGAGAUGGAUUAAAAAGUUUGAUAUAAGCCUGAUGACAUUUCAUUUUACAAACUAGCUUUAGCAGCUAGCAUUUGAAAGCUAACUAUAUUAGCUAGUAACAGUCAUCAGAAAGCUCUUGUUUUUUCUGGGUUACUUAUUCAACUUUUUGCCUAGGCUAGUGGAGUGGUUGUCUUGUUAUUGUCACCACUGCGGGUUGCUAAAUUUUCAAAGUUAGUUAAUUAUCAGCCAGAUAGCUAGCUGGCGUCCAUUAAAAAUCUCAAAUGGAUGUAAACAGAAGUGUUUUAUAUUACCGUUUCCAUAUGGGGUAUAAUCAUGUCACCAUUAUUGGGUUUUUCUUUUCUUUUUCCUGGUGUGUGAGGCUAACGGUUGGCGACACUGAAGUCCAGAUGCAGUAGAUCUGUGGUUGUUGAUGUGCAGACGCGGUGGGCCUCGCCUCUUCUAUGCUAUAACUCCGUCGGUGGCAAUGUGGUUGAGUUUUGUUCAUGUAGAAACAAUCUGAGAACUAGUGGUAGUCUGCGGAGGCCCGACGCGACCGGCCAUUCAUCACUCUGCUUUGUAAACCGUGAUAUUUUGUACUGAAUAUUUAUAUGACAUUAAAUAUGUUUAAAAUGA